AUGCAAUUUAUUUUAUAUAUAUUUAUUAUUCAAGCUAACAAACAUAGACUAAAUUUAGAUCCUGGUUUGAUGACAUAAGUUUUUGAUUCACCAGUUUCUAUAGCUAUGAUAGGUACUUAGUCUUUUAAAGCUGUAGCACAAUCUGCUAUAUUUUUAACAUAUUGGCUUAAUUGA
Molecule: messenger RNA, 174 nt
Organism: Paramecium pentaurelia
Lineage: Eukaryota; Ciliophora; Oligohymenophorea; Peniculida; Parameciidae
Source: the annotation of a GenBank genome assembly